AUGAACCCCGACGCCGACGCUGCUUCCGACGCCAACGGCGACAGCUCGACCCGAUGCGAGGCCUGCAAAUCGUGCGGGGCCGUUCUGGAGCUGGACGGCUGCGGCCACCGCUUCCACCCACGCUGCAUCUUCACAUGGCCGGCCACGCAUUGUGAAGUCUGCGACGAGCCCGUGUGCGCCAUGCUCGUGUUCCGUGAAACCCGAGGCCUGCCCAACUCGGGGGCGCGUAAGGGCAAAUGGAGCGUCGACGAGCACAAGUACGCCGACAUGGUGAUGAAGCAGUUCCAGGUGGGCGCGCUGCCGCUCGCGGACGGGUUGCACCUGCGCGUCUUCAUGGCCAACAUGCUGCAGUGCGACCCGCUGCGCGUGACCAAAAAGUACACGGGCCAGGCAAUCGGCAAGCAGAACUUCUCCUUCCAGCACCGCAAGAAUUACUGCUACAAUCUGCACGUGAAGCUCCAGAAGCAGCUCUCCAACCUGCGCAACCACUACUACUGGCACGUCCAGUACCGCUGCAAGUUCGGCCCUAACCUCAACAUCCAGGACCUCAAGGCGGCCGAGGCGGAGUACUGGGUUCGCGAGUUCUGCAAGUUCGCCAAGAAAAUCGGACAGAGGGUCGAGUUCGUCGCUGCUUCGACCAUAUUGCUGCCCCCUGUGUCCAGCCUUGUGGCGCAGGUACCUGAUGCAAAAACCGAUAACGACGCUCCAUACAGGAAACUAGUCGCGAAAGGCGAAGAGGACAGCACUGUGCCGUCCGUGAAGGACGGACUGAGCAUGAUACUCGGGCUUUCUUCCUCGAUGGACCAGUCCCCCUCGCCACUGAGCUCUGACGAAUGGAACGACCCGUCCGCCUUUGUGGAUAUGACCCUCACAGACCUAUCGCAGGGCGAGCUGUCCGUUUCCUCGAGUGCAGAGGCUCCGUCCCAGGCGUGCUCCCACGAGAGCCUGAAGAAAGGCAGCUGGAUGAACGAAUGGAUGAAGGAAGCAGAGCUCGAGUGGAGCAAGGGCGCUAUCUCGUGGUCGCUCUCGCUCUCUGCGGAGCCCCUCGCCGACUUCGCGUAAGUCGGUCAGCCGCGUCACCGAUCGGAAGGCGACAAGCACCGCACUAAACUAUUGAGUCGCACUGGUUUGCACGAAGCGCGCAACAGCGUAGAGAAACAUAUACCUCGGAAACAUUGAUAAUUUAUUCGGCAUCAUAUGCACGCAACGUGUGGCGGCCU
Molecule: messenger RNA, 1220 nt
Organism: Phytophthora sojae
Lineage: Eukaryota; Oomycota; Peronosporomycetes; Peronosporales; Peronosporaceae
Exons: 2
Coding region: 1-1062 (353 amino acids)
Source: RefSeq, a predicted model, not a curated record